This is a messenger RNA of Alosa sapidissima (American shad), 5352 nucleotides long. Its product is annotated as macrophage colony-stimulating factor 1 receptor-like. Gene Ontology annotation, biological process: cell surface receptor protein tyrosine kinase signaling pathway; cytokine-mediated signaling pathway; protein phosphorylation. Bases 177 to 3113 code for a protein of 978 amino acids. Gene Ontology annotation, cellular component: signaling receptor complex; CSF1-CSF1R complex. Lineage: Eukaryota; Metazoa; Chordata; Actinopteri; Clupeiformes; Clupeidae. The transcript is spliced from 21 exons. Gene Ontology annotation, molecular function: cytokine binding; macrophage colony-stimulating factor receptor activity; ATP binding. The record is from RefSeq and is a predicted model, not a curated record.
GUGUGUGUGUGUAUGUUUGUGCUGAGAUGUGUGUGCGUCCUUCAUGAACUGAAGGAAGAAUCAUUCUUCUCACUCUUCUAUGAGACCUGACAACGCACACUUCUGCCAUCCUUCUGAUAAAAAUCGACCCUCAGACAGACAGACACACACACACACACGCACGCAAAAAGGACGGGAUGCUUUACCUGCUACUGAUGAUGGCCGUUGUGCCAUGCUUUACACAAGACAUUAGGCCUCCUGUAAUCCAGCAGAAGUCAGUCGUGAUCAAUGAGUCGGACAUCGUCCUGAACCUCGGCUCCCCUCUGGAGCUGCAGUGCCACGGUGAUGCUCCGGUCGCCUGGCAACCCCGACUGGCCAAACACAAGAAGCACAUCAGCAAGGGCAAUGGUAGAACUAAGACAUUCCGUGUGGCGCGAGCCGAGGCAGAACACACAGGAACGUACAAGUGUGUGUACACCAACGCCAGUCUCACACACCUCUACUCCACCGUCCAUGUGUAUGUGAGAGACCCUGCGGUGGCGUUCGUGGUGUCCAGCGGCGCUCUGCGUCUUGUGCGUAAGGAGGGCGGUUCCUGCGUUCUGCCAUGCCUCAUCACUGACCCCGCCCUGGCCCCCGUCACGCUGCGAUUGGCUAAUGGCUCGGCCCCACCCCCCGACCUCAACUUCACCUCCGACCCCCACAGAGGGGUCACGCUCAUCCAGCUGCGUCACAGCCACACAGGGGACUACGUCUGUGCUGCCCACGCCAGAGGCCAUCAGGAGAUCUUCUCCAGAAUAUUCAGCCUCAACGUCAUCCAGAGGUUACAGGCUCCACCCUACGUGUUCCUGAAGCAGACGGAGUAUGUGCGCAUCGUGGGGGAGGAGCUUAAGAUCAGCUGCACCACCCACAACCCCAACUUCUACUACAACGUCACCUGGAUACACAACUGCUCACACGCAUUGCGUCCGGAGGAGAAUGUCCACUCGAAGGGCAGUCAGCUGGACAUCGAGAGUAUUUUCACUAUUCCUGCGGUAACGCCAGAGGAUUCCGGAAACAUUACCUGUGUGGGAAUCAACGAAGCUGGAAUCAACAGCUCAUCAACACGUCUACAAGUUAUAGAUGAGGCGUACGUGCGUGUGCGUGUGGUGCAGCCGUCGGAGCUGGACAGGGGUCUGCUGGAGGUGGCCGAAGGGGAGGACGUGCAGGUGCAGCUGCUGGUCGACGCCUACCCUGCCCUCACCUCACACACCUGGACCACGCCCACCUCGCCAUCCAACACCACCCUCGAGCAGCACCUCUACCGCCAUGGGCCCUACAGGUGGGAGGCCUCUCUGCUUCUCAGGCGAGUGAACUAUCAGGAACAGGGCCUGUACACGUUUACCGCCCUCAGCUCCAAAACCAACGCAUCCAUCUCCUUUAAGCUCCUCAUGUACCAGCAUCCGGUUGUGGCGGUGCGGCGUGAUAAUGCGAGCGCGCUGACCUGUGUGUCGGAGGGAUACCCUGCGCCCACCAUCCUGUGGUACCAGUGCUCCGGAAUCCACGCCGGAUGUGCUGAGAACAUCACGGGAACAGAGAGCCUGUCCCAGCUCAGGGCGGAGUCUGUUGAGGUGGAGAGGGCGGAGUUUGGGGCGGUGCUGGUGGAGAGCAAGCUGCUGAUUGGCCAGGCAGACCGACACAUCACUAUCGACUGUGUGGCCUCAAACGCUGUGGGCCAGAGCAGAGCAGUGUUCGCCAUGGAAGUACCUGAUAAGCGCUUCUCUACUUACCUUGCUGGUGGCGCUGGAGUGGUGGCCUUUCUCAUUCUUCUGCUCCUCAUCCUCCUCUACAAGUACAAGCAGAAACCCCGCUAUGAGAUUCGCUGGAAGAUCGUGGAGGCAACCAAUGGAAACAAUUACACUUUUAUUGACCCCUCUCAGCUGCCGUACAAUGACAAAUGGGAGUUCCCUCGUGAUAAGCUCAGACUGGGAAAGACUCUAGGGGCUGGAGCCUUUGGUAAGGUGGUGGAGGCCACAGCAUAUGGUCUGGGAGAGGGAGACAACGUCACACGAGUGGCCGUGAAGAUGCUGAAGGGGAGUGCUCACUCAGACGAGAAGGAGGCUCUGAUGUCAGAGCUGAAGAUUCUCAGUCACCUCGGGCAGCACAAGCACAUCGUCAAUCUCCUGGGAGCCUGCACACAUGGAGGUCCUGUGCUGGUCAUCACUGAGUACUGUUGCCAUGGUGACCUGUUGAACUUCCUGCGAGGGAAAGCGGAGAGCUUCCUGAGCGUGGUGCUGACCCUCCCGCCCACCCCUGAGGACACCAGCGACUACAAGAACCUGCUGGGAGGACCCAAGUUCAUACGCAGUGACAGUGGAAUCUCCAGCACUUGUUCUGACAGCUACCUGGACAUGAGGCCGGUUCCAGGACCUGGUGGCUCUCAAGCCCUGUCAUGUGGUCAGGACAGAGAUUCAUGGCCAGUGGAUAUGGACGAUCUCCUGCGGUUCUCCCUCCAGGUGGCCCAGGGCCUUGAGUUUCUUGCCAAUCAGAACUGUAUUCAUAGAGACGUGGCGGCACGUAACGUUCUCCUGGCGGAGGGUAGAGUGGCGAAGAUCUGUGACUUUGGGCUGGCCCGUGACAUUAUGAACGACUCAAACUAUGUCGUCAAGGGAAAUGCUCGUCUGCCUGUGAAAUGGAUGGCCCCAGAGAGCAUCUUUGAGUGUGUGUACACAGUGCAGAGUGAUGUCUGGUCCUACGGCAUCCUCCUCUGGGAGAUCUUCUCUCUGGGUAAGAGUCCGUACCCCAGCAUCCUGGUUGACUCCAAGUUCUACAAGAUGAUCAAGUGUGGCUACCAGAUGCAGCGACCUGACUUCUCCCCUCCUGAGAUGUACUCUAUUAUGAGGAUGUGCUGGACCUUGGAGCCUACGGAGCGUCCCACCUUCAGUAAGAUCUGCAGCAUGAUCCAGAGGCUACUGGGAGACGAAGUGGAGCCGGACACCAUGGGAACCUAUCAGAACACUGAGCAGCUGAAGCAGGAGGAGCCGGUGGGAUCAUGUGAUGAGCUCAAGUGCACCGAGGAGUCAUGUGACCAGUCACAUGAUGCAGAACAGGAAGAGGAGCAGCCGCUUAUGAAGACCAACAAUUACCAGUUCUGCUGAGAGAUCAGACUCACACACACACACACUGAGCCUCUCUGCUGAGAUCACUUCAAACAUACACACCACCAAACACGUACUCUCUUUUAAACACACACACACACACUGACCCUCUCUGCUGAGAUCACUUCAAACAUACACACCACCAAACACGUACUCUCUUUUACACACACACACACACAGCUACUCUCUUUUACACACACACACAGCUACUGUAUAUUGUCUUCAUUAGUUUAGCCAUAAUCAUGUUAAAGUGUCCUUAAGCUACUGUAUGUAUGAGAAUACUUCAUGUGUUGUAUGCAGUUUAGUGAGCCUGCAGCUCUACCUAGACUGAUGCAGUUCAGUGUGUGAAUGCGUCCUGCAGUUCAGUGUGUGAAUGCAUCCUGCUGCUCCCAUGUGAUAGGUAUCUACCGUGUGGGAAGCUGGAGCCAAUCCAGAUUAAUCUAAAGUGGAUCUGGAGCCAAUCUGAAUUCAAUCUAGAGUGGAUCUGAAUUUGCUGAAGGGGGGGUCAGGUGUUCUCCAUUCCUUUUUCUCUACUGCAUUCUGUGUGUUUGACCCUCUGGACACAUGUGUGUGUGAGACAUCCAUCUUUAGAUAAAUCAGAAUAGUAGAGGUUCUGGGAACUAGUCUUACUCACAACGGAGUUUCCUUCUCAUUCCCCGAACAAGUACAUCUUUUUUAUUUCUGUCUGUGUGUGUGUGUGUGUGUGAGAGAGAGAGAGAGACAGAGUGUGUGUCUGUGUGUGUGAGAGAAAGAGAGAGAGAGAGAGUGUGUGUGGGUGUGUGUGUGGUUCCUCCUUUGCUUUCUGUCUGACUGGAGUGGACCCAUCCUCUUCCUUCUAAUAUGAAUCGGUCAGAUGCAAGAGACUUGACCUGACAUACUUCACCACACAUUCUAGUUGCCAUGAGAGCCUUUGCAGGGCACAGAUUUGACAGUACUGAGGCCUGUAUCCUAGAACUGAAGCCUGGGAAAUAAUGUUUUUGUUUGGUUGCUAUGGUUUUCUGUGAUGUAGCACUCAGCGGAUACUGCCAAAUGACCACUAACUGACCUCAUCACUGGACCUCAAGUCUUUCUCUUAGGGUCAGGAUGUCGUAAUCUCUUUAACUCAUGAAGCUGCAGAGUUGCAGUAUGUAGCCACGCUGAUCAGACCUGUGUCACUGGCAGGGAGUCUGUAGCCAUCUGUAGCUGUCUCACUAGUUAGUCUGUAGCAAUCUCAGCCUUUGAGGGCAGGUCAUCAGACCAGUCUGCACCCCACACAGCAUCUUGUCACUGGUCAGUCUGUAGCAAUCUCACCCUUUGAGGGCAAUUAAAUUAUUUUGUCCCCGAGGGGCAAUUUCCCUAUGCAGGCAUAGUGACAUAUAAGACAUAAAACAACAUAUAAGACAGGACAAAAGAAAGAACAGGACAGACCGGUCAGCACCCCACAGCAUCUCACUGCUCUAAAGGUGUCUUAGGGGUGAGUGUUAUCGCUGUUGAAUUUGUAAAACUAAUAUAAUAUAUCAACUUCACUGAUGAUGGGUACAAGUUUGAAAUGCUGCCUCAACGCCAGUCUUUUUCUUCAGACUUGCUCUUAGCGUACUUUUUUUCUAAUUUACUUUUGCGAGCCCAGGGCUCCCUUGAAAGAGAUGCUAGAUCUCAAUGAGACUCAGCAGGUUAAAUGAAAUAAUAAAUAAAAUUAAAAACAGAAAAAUGAUUUGAGUUGUAGAGCAGUAGCCCCUGUCUCCUGUGUGUCUGUCUAAAGGAGGUGGGCUGUAGCGGUCAUCUCUGAGUCCAGUGUGUGUUGUAGAAGACGACAUCAUGCCAGUCUCACAGAUGGUGAGUUUGUAGAAUUUUGUGCGCCAGGCUUGCUGGGCCUAGGGUCAGGAGGUCAUGAUGGGUAGUGUGGGCAUUCUGCCACGCCCCUGGGGUCAGGAGGUCAUGAUGGGUAGUGUGGGCAUUCUGCCACGCCCCUGGGGUCAGGAGGUCAUGAUGGUGAUUGUAUAUUUUUGCAAUUUGUCUGGAGACUGCUGGUGUGUAAUCUUCAAUAUCAUGUAUCUAUCAAACUAUAUUCUUAUUCACAUGUUAAUGAAAUGAUAAUGUAUUCUUUCCAACUGUAUUCUUCCACAUGUUAAUGAAAUGAAAUGUUCAAUAUAAAUCCUCUUCGAUAUAAAGUUUAUAGCUGUAUUCAGGUUUGUGCCAACCAUUAAAGCUGGUUUCGUUGUAUUCUGUGCAAUGACAUUAAAGAAUUCUAUUCUAUUCUAAA